AUGCAAAGGGACAAAGGCCAGCUCCGGGUUCGGCCGGGGCCUCCGCCCAUCCCUCGGGGCUACCUGUUGCUGCAGGCGCAGCGCAACUCGGUCCAGGGGCUCCGAGGAAGAAUUCCCAGCUCCAGCAUCGCGCCCACCUUCUCAGGCCCCGAACUUCCCCUAAUCUCAAACUGCGAAGAGGAGGGCUCCCGCUGGGUCCGGAAUGUGGUGGCGGUAGGUCCCUGCACCCGCCCGGCGACUCCUUGCCAAGGUCUCUCCUCCAGAGCAGAACAAAGACGCCGCGAGGAGAGCUUCUGUCCUCGCCUCCCCCGCCCCGCGCUUCACUCGCACCAGCCCACGCCGCUCUCGGAAACUUUACAACCAACUUCCCCUAGAGUUCGUGCGCGCGGCGAGUGGGCCAGAAGGAGAAACCGGGACAAUCGCAUCCCGGGACCAGAGAUGCCCUCUUCCGCGUCCCCUCCUGGACAGGGAGCACCACCUCUUGCACCGCCCGUCCCAGUCUGCGAGCUGGGCGACCCGCGGUGCCAGGGCGAGCGGAGCACGCGCUUUUCCCAGCCCCUUAAGCGAAUGAUGUUUCUUUAGUCUGGACGCGUACA
Messenger RNA from Homo sapiens (human), 596 nucleotides. RefSeq lists its product as uncharacterized. The record is from RefSeq and is a predicted model, not a curated record. The transcript is spliced from 3 exons. Lineage: Eukaryota; Metazoa; Chordata; Mammalia; Primates; Hominidae. The coding region runs from base 1 to 582 and encodes 193 amino acids.